AUGGCAGACAACCAAAAGUGGUAUUUUGCCUAUGGCUCCAACAUGCUUUCGGAUGUCUUCAUCAGGCGACGCAAGAUCCAACCUCUCAGGUCCGAAGUUGCUGUGAUCAAAACGCACACCCUCUGCUUUAAUAUCAUGGGUGUUCCAUACACGGAUCCUGCCAUGGGGGGCUUGCGCCCGGCGGAAGAACAAGAUCUUCCAGUCUACGGGGUCGCGUACCUCUUGUCCUCGGAGGAUAUGAGACAGAUGAUCGUCAGCGAAGGAGGUGGUAUAGCCUACAAGACUGAACUUCUCUCAGCCACGUUGCAGAGCGAUGGUUCCGAAGUGAAUGUUAAUACAUUAAUGGGGAGACACAUCAUCCCACGAAGUUACGAGAGACUUCCUUCCGGAAGAUACAUGAGCCUGUUGAUUCGAGGUGCCAGUGAGCAUUCUCUCCCGGACUUGUACCAGAAGAGACUUCUGUCACAGCAGACCUUUAUUCCGGGACAAGGUUGCCGAUUCAAAGUCGGAAAAUGGUUAUUUGACGGAUUCUGGCAGAGGGUCGCAUACUGGAUUGAGAAAGGAGUUGGUAAAUUUAAAGAUGGCGAGGGGAACGUUCCACCGUGGUUUCUACUGGUUUUCGACUUUCUCCUAUGGACUAUGUGGUAUUACCAUGACUACGCUCAUGGUGUCAUUUGGGGCAGAGGUGAUGGAUUGAAUAGAAAAUGA
Penicillium cinerascens is the source of this 708-nucleotide messenger RNA. It is a transcript of the gene gliK, whose product is annotated as gamma-glutamyl cyclotransferase gliK. Gene Ontology annotation, molecular function: gamma-glutamylcyclotransferase activity. The record is from RefSeq and is a predicted model, not a curated record. Bases 1 to 708 code for a protein of 235 amino acids. The transcript has 3 exons. NCBI's taxonomy places the organism in Eukaryota, Fungi, Ascomycota, Eurotiomycetes, Eurotiales, Aspergillaceae.